CGGUGUGUUCAUUAUUCUUGACUUCAAACAAAACGAACUCUGCAACUCUCCAUCUCAAAACAAAUUAAUAAAAUAAAACUUCAAAAAUCUCUCACAUCACCGAUUACCGAAUCAUCACCGUUCAUCAACCUCUAGAUCUGCAUUUCCAACCUCCAUCCGCCGUCGGUUACCGGAGACAAGGGGUUGUUGGACUAAUAUUUGAGGCGCCGAUCAACUGGAUCAGAGAUGCCGGUGGCUGCUUCCGCCAUCUACUUCUUGAAUCUUCGAGGCGAUGUCCUUAUCAAUCGCCUCUAUCGCGACGAUGUCGGUUUGCUUUUGAGAUAUUCAAUGAGGCGUGAACAUUCUCAAUUUCGUGUCUUCAAAAGGAAUCGAACCUCCAAGGCUCCACUGCAACGUUUUGAAUCAUACAAGGCUAUCUUUUCCCCUCCAAAGAAUAUCCAGAUGGAAAUAUGGUGGAUGCCUUCCGUUUGCAUAUAAUGCAAACGAAAGAACUCGGUACAUGUCCGGUGCGGCAGAUUGGAGGUUGCUCUUUUUUUUAUAUGAGAAUUAGCAAUGUCUACAUUGUGAUUGUUGUCAGUAGCAACGCUAAUGUAGCUUGUGCAUUCAAGUUUGUUGUUGAGGCUGUUGCGUUGUUCAAAUCGUACUUCGGUGGGGCUUUUGAUGAAGAUGCCAUCAGAAAUAAUUUUGUUUUGAUUUAUGAGCUGCUGGAUGAAAUCAUGGACUUUGGUUACCCACAAAAUCUUUCUCCUGAGAUUUUAAAGCUUUACAUCACUCAAGAAGGAGUGCGCUCACCCUUUUCAUCCAAGCCUACAGACAUACCUGUCCCCAAUGCAACUUUACAAGUCACCGGUGCUGUUGGUUGGCGCAGAGAAGGCCUUGUUUAUAAGAAGAAUGAGGUUUUUCUGGAUAUUGUGGAAAGUGUAAACCUUCUUAUGUCUUCAAAAGGUAAUGGUCUGCGAUGUGAUGUAACGGGGAAGAUCCUUAUGAAGUGCUUCCUCUCCGGAAUGCCUGAUUUGAAGCUGGGUUUAAAUGAUAAAAUUGGCCUCGAGAAAGAGUCACAACUGAAAUCCCGUGCUACUAAAAGUGGCAAAACAAUUGAGCUUGAUGAUGUUACAUUCCAUCAAUGUGUAAAUUUGACAAGGUUUAACUCAGAGAAGACUGUUAGUUUUGUUCCACCAGAUGGUGAAUUUGAAUUGAUGAAGUAUCGAAUUACUGAAGGGGUUAAUCUUCCAUUUCGGGUAUUGCCGACAAUCAAGGAACUGGGUCGAACUCGCAUGGAAGUGAAUGUCAAGGUUAAGAGUGUCUAUGGUGCAAAAAUGUUUGCACUUGGGGUUGUCAUCAAAAUUCCUGUUCCAAAACAAACUGCUAAAACAAGUUUCCAAGUUACAUCUGGUCGAGCGAAGUACAAUGCUGCGAUUGAUUGCAUAGUUUGGAAGAUAAGAAAAUUUCCUGGACAAACUGAGCCAACCAUGAGCGCAGAAGUUGAGCUGAUAUCCACAAUGGCAGAAAAGAAGUCUUGGACGAGGCCUCCAAUUCAGAUGGAGUUCCAGGUUCCGAUGUUUACAGCAUCUGGUUUACGCGUUCGUUUUCUAAAGGUAUGGGAGAAAAGUGGGUACAACACAGUUGAUUGGGUUCGUUAUAUUACUAAAGCAGGCUCAUAUGAGAUUAGGUGCUAGAAGUUUUGGAAUGCUGUUGUGAGACAGAGGACUUUGCGGGGAGAUGAUAUCAUUUGCUAGUUAUUCUAGCCAAUUUGAAAUGAAAUCACUGCUUCAUUAGCCUUGUCAACAACUGUGAUUGAGCCUCCUUUUCCCUUUGAAAUGAGGCCGCUGAUUUCCUUGAUUCAUUUUUAGUUGUCAAUAUUCUAUUAUUUGGAGUGAGCAGUGGUUUUGCUGUAAAGGCUUGGCCCUUUUGACAAAACUGCAAGACAAGUUUUCUAAUCACGCUCAACUGUAUGUAGCGUUUUGCCACUGUCUCUGAUUAUAAUUGAUAUAAUAUUAGUGGUCCCAGAUUAUUAUUUUUUGAAAAUGUACAUAUAAGUGCAUUUUUGACAGACAAAUGACCAAAGCUAAUUUUUUUCAA
Messenger RNA from Populus trichocarpa (black cottonwood), 2079 nucleotides. Its product is annotated as AP-2 complex subunit mu. The record is from RefSeq and is a predicted model, not a curated record. The coding region runs from base 450 to 1676 and encodes 408 amino acids. The transcript has 13 exons. Gene Ontology annotation, cellular component: clathrin adaptor complex; cytoplasmic vesicle. Gene Ontology annotation, biological process: endocytosis; intracellular protein transport. NCBI's taxonomy places the organism in Eukaryota, Viridiplantae, Streptophyta, Magnoliopsida, Malpighiales, Salicaceae.